This is a messenger RNA of Onthophagus taurus, 2357 nucleotides long. RefSeq names its product mex-3 protein (gene Mex-3). Gene Ontology annotation, molecular function: RNA binding. The record is from RefSeq and is a predicted model, not a curated record. Lineage: Eukaryota; Metazoa; Arthropoda; Insecta; Coleoptera; Scarabaeidae.
GGAAGUUCAGUUCCAGCAGGAGGUACGCUCGUGCAGUCAGUCAGUUUCGAACCGUCGUUGCGUGCGAAUCGUUCUUUCAGCAAAUUUGUAUAAGUAAAAUAAUAUAUAAGACACCCGAGCACCCAUCGCCAAGUAAUAACCGACUAUUGAAGAGUUAAUUAAAAACAAAAAUAAAUACGUAUAUUUUUGUACAUUCGAGAAUUCCUCGUGUUAAAAAAUUUAAAACGUGGACUAAAUAAAUAAAAUCUAAUCUAACCAACAACAACCCCGUGUUAAGAAAAAAUAUAGUUAACAGUCGACGAAGAACAAAAAAUAAAAUAAAAAUAGGCGACAAUCAAUCGAUUAUUUUUUAAAUUCGCGUGCGGACUGAAAAACAUUUUUUCUCAUUUAAAAUUUUCAAAGUGUGUGCGGAACCUUUGUUAUAUUAACUUUGAUUGUAUUAACUUUUGUUACAAGGAAGACAUCAAAAUAAAUUUGAGAAAAUGCCGGCAAGUUACUUCGCCGAUUCCGGUUUAGCCGAUGAUAGGGCGCUUCAGUUAGCCCUUGAAUUAACAAAAAUGGGUUUGACGGACCCUUUGGGCCCCGUUUCCGAACCAGACACCCCAACCGAUUUGGGCAGUUUCGUGAAUCCUUUGGUCUCCACCGUUGGUCUCGAAGAAGUCCGAUCGAAAAAAUCGCAAAAUAUGACCGAAUGCGUUCCGGUUCCAAGUUCCGAACAUGUUGCCGAAAUCGUUGGACGACAAGGUUGUAAGAUAAAAGCAUUACGAGCAAAGACCAACACGUACAUAAAAACCCCAGUAAGAGGUGAAGAGCCAGUGUUUGUAGUAACAGGUCGUAAAGAAGACGUAGCAAAAGCCAAACGUGAAAUUCUGUCAGCGGCCGAACAUUUUUCUCAAAUCCGAGCAUCGAGGAAGAAUAAUUUGGCCGGUUUGGGAUCGGGAACGAGUACGCCUCCGGGUCCUCCGGCCAACAUUCCGGGGCACGUAACCAUUCAAGUGCGCGUCCCGUACCGCGUCGUCGGUUUAGUGGUAGGUCCAAAAGGUGCCACCAUCAAACGAAUUCAGCAUCAAACCCACACUUACAUCGUGACACCAAGCAGAGAUAAAGAGCCCGUGUUCGAAGUGACCGGACUCCCAGAAAGCGUUGAAACCGCCAAAAGGGAAAUCGAAGCCCACAUCGCGAUGCGAACGGGAAACGGAACAUCGAUUAAUGGAUUACCGGGUUUAGGCGGGAUUGAAGAUACGACUACUUCAGAUAUCUUGGGAUCGUUGUACAAAAGUGGCUUAAAUUCGCUUUUUAAUUAUUUGGAUGGACCUUUGGAUACAUUUCCGAUGACUUCAUCGACAGGGAGUUCGGGGGCUUUUUCUAGUUCCGGUUCGAUUUCUUCGAGUUCGUCAAGUUCCGGCGGAAGAGCCGAUUUGGGGAACAUUUGGAGUUCAAGUGAUCGCGACGAAGGAAUCGGGGAAUCCCCGACGUACGACGCUAACAACGCGCUUUCAAGUAUUUGGACGUAUCCAACUGUUACUCAAUCGAGACAAACGCCCCCGACGAGUACUUCUCCAUCAGAACAAUUAUUAAACUCCUCGAAAUGUUUGGUUUGUACCGAAGCGAAAGUGACCCAUGCUUUGUUACCGUGCGGACAUCAUUAUUUCUGCAGCGAUUGCGCCAGCAGGGUUACCGAAAUCCACGAAAAUCCUUGCCCGGUUUGUUCGAUCCCAGCUAGAAAAGCGGUCCGGAUUUAUUCGUCUAAUGCUUAAAUAAUUUUUUUUUAAAUUAAAUAAAUAAAAUUAAUGGAAUAAAUGAAAGCGACAAAAAAAAAUUAAGCAAAUUUAAACUCGACGACUCAAUGGAUCUCCUUUUUGAUACCUACGUUUUAGUUUAUUGAGGAAAUUAACAUAAUAAAAUUAAUAAAAUAAGAAGAAUUAAAAAUUAAUACGAGAUAAGAAGAGGAUUAUUACAAUGGCGCAUUCCUAAAUUCAAAAUUUUCAAAGAUGUCGAGGUUAAGUGUACAUAACGAGAUAUACAGGGUGGAUCUUGGAUUAACACACAGAACAACGAAGCUUUUAUACGCUAGGGGUUUAAAUACUAGUGAGUAUUAGUAAUGAUAAUAAUAAGUCUAAUACGAAAAGAAAUGAAUUGAAUCCUUCUUAGUCAUUUUUGUUAAUUUUUAAAUUAUUAUUAUCGUUAUGUUUUUUUUUUGAAUCGAGAGACGCCCUGUAUAUAUGUUUUUUUAUUAUUUGAUUUUUGUGUUAUUGUAAAAAUUCCCUGCGAGGUACCAUCUCAGAUAAUAAAUUAAUAACAAAAUGCCAGUGUUAUAGUAAUAAAUAAGUAGAUUUACUUUUAUUGAACAAAAAUAU